This is a messenger RNA of Micromonas commoda, 993 nucleotides long. RefSeq lists its product with no specific name. The transcript has a single exon. Bases 1 to 993 code for a protein of 330 amino acids. NCBI's taxonomy places the organism in Eukaryota, Viridiplantae, Chlorophyta, Mamiellophyceae, Mamiellales, Mamiellaceae. The record is from RefSeq and is a predicted model, not a curated record.
AUGGCGGCGGACACGGCGCUGGAGUGGAUCGAGGGCGGCGGGUUGAGCUUCACGGUUCCCGCCGCCAUGCUCGAUCCGAGCGUCCCGAUGUCCUCGGUGCUGUCCGCCCGAACCUGGCAGGAGCAGCUCUCCGCGGACGAGCGCGCGUCGCUGAGGAGGUUCCUACCGGAUCCCACAGCCUCCGAGGAGGACGUCCGCGCGCUCGUCGCGGCGCUCUUCGGCGACGGCGACGGCGACGGCGACGGCGGCGGCGACACGCACGUCAAUAUGCACUUCGGCAACCCCGCCGAGCGAGUGUGGCGGGAGAUUCAGGCGCGCGAGAGGGAUCCGGAGGUGAUGGCGCACAGGAACGCGAUCGGGGUUGUGGAGCGGGGCGCGCACGAGUUGGAGGUGCGGCUCCACCACGCGCGCGUGGCCCGCGCGGGGAUGGGCAUGCUGCGCAAGUUCCGCGACGCGGACGCGGACGCCGCGGGAGGAGGCGACGGCGGCGGCGUCACCCGCGAGGACAGGCUUCGCGCGUGGCACCGACGCGAAGCAACCCCGGAACCAGAUCGGAGCCAUCGCGUCGGGGGCUCCGACGAAGACGAUUCGUCCAACGACGAAACCGCGACGGGCCGAGACGAGGUCGCCGCGUCGGAGGAAGCCGCGAAGCGCGCGAUGCGCGUCGCGAUGGAGGCUGCGGACGCCGCGUCGAAGCUCGCGGCGACGUCGGGCGGCCCAGGCGCCAUGGCCGCUCUCCGAGCCGCGGAGACGGCCAUGGCGGCGGCGGAGGCGGCGGCGGCGGAGGCGAGAAGGGCGAGGACGCGUUGGAUCGAGGGCGGGGGCGCGGCUGGCGGGAACACAGCCGUGCACGGCGCGCGUCGUUCGUCGAUCGGGAAGGGGGGCGUCAGGGCGAGCGCGGAGAAGAAGCCGAAGGUGGCCAACCCGCACAGCAUGAGGGUCGACGGGCCCAUCGGGCUCAACAGAAAAUUUAGCACCAACGAGGAUUGGUGA